This is a messenger RNA of Aspergillus melleus, 1659 nucleotides long. RefSeq names its product F-box domain protein. NCBI's taxonomy places the organism in Eukaryota, Fungi, Ascomycota, Eurotiomycetes, Eurotiales, Aspergillaceae. Gene Ontology annotation, molecular function: protein binding. The transcript is spliced from 2 exons. Bases 1 to 1659 code for a protein of 552 amino acids. The record is from RefSeq and is a predicted model, not a curated record.
AUGGGCUUUCUCAGCCGCCUGCGCAAACGUUCCAAAAGUCUCGGCCGUGCGGGGAAAAGCAACGCCGUCAGUUACGACCAUCUCCGCACCCACGAUCCCCUUCCUCGCGUCCCCGUCAACAUCACCGGCGGCGAUCAUACCAAGAAAUUACCUCCCCAGGUGCUCGCUCGCAUCUUCGUCCACGUCUGCCCCCAUGCCAAUGAUGGCUCCUACGAAUCCUCCGAGGAAUCCAUGACCGAGGAUGGCUGCAUGCUCUGCGAUAUGCGCGAUCUGGCCCACUGCGCCCUGGUGUGCAAGCGCUGGUUUUUAGAAGCGCGGAGGUUGCUCUACGCCCACGUCCGCAUCGACCCCGUCCACUACUGCGAACUCGAGUUGGAAUUGGCCGCCAAGCGAAAACGUCGCUCGUUCUUCGAUCGCAAUGCCGACCCCAUCGACGCCCCUCAGGUCCGCCUGUCCCUCUUCAUGCAGUCCGUCCGACAGUCCCAGGGUUUAGGGAAUUUGGUUCUCUCCCUGCGCAUGCCCUAUAUGACCCGCGAGGCCACCAAGGCCGAAAUCGCCCGCACCAUCUCCGUGCUGCCCAAUCUGCGCUACGUGGACUUACCCGCCGGCAUCUUCAGCGACGACCCCUCCUGCCUCGCCCUGAAGCAGGAGCUGAUGGCGCGCUGUCCGGACAUCCGACGCAUGGCCUACCGCCACGGGGCCGAGGGCAGCUUCGCGCAGCUGUCGGGCACGCAUCUGUGGGGGAAUCUGGAGAUCUUGGAACUGCAGCGACUGCACGUCGAGCCGAACAUUCUGCGAUUCGGACUCGGCACGUUCCCGCGCCUGCGGGAUUUGACGCUAGACGAUCUGUCCUGGCUGGACGAUGCCUGCUUCGCGCCCUCGCAGGUCCUGCCGCCCUUCCCCGCCGUCGAGCGACUGACCAUCCGCGACUGUCCGGGCGUGACGGCCGACGGCAUCGUCGCGUACCUGUCCAUCCCCGCCCACCGCAAGGCGCUGCGGUACCUGACGCUGUCGAACACGGGGGUGGCGCCGUCGACGCUGCACCAGAUCCUCAGCGCGGCGCCGCAUCUACUGGUAUUGUCGGUCAUCCAGAACGUGUCGCGGUCCUUCCCGGCCGAGCAGAUCCCCCCGAUGGCGUCGCGCACGCUGGACACGAUGCACUACGAAGUCACCUCGGAGGCGGGCCAAUACGGCAUGCCGCCGAUGGCGUCGUCAUACUACACCUACCUCGUUUCGAGUCUCAUUUCCAACGCAUUACCGGCGCUCCGCGAGCUCUACGUGCGCGACUCGCACUUCCCCGAGACGCUGCUGCUGGCGCCCCCGCCUCGACUGUUCGGCGGCGGCGACGCGGGGCCGCAGAUGGGCACCGGCGGCGUGCUCACGCAACCGCUAAACGUGUACAGUAAGGGACUAGACGAGCUGGAAUGGAACUUCACGCCGUACGAGCCGCCGGCGACGCGAGGACGGCGAGACAGCACGACGCGACCGGUCAGUCUGCACGACGCGCAGCUGAGUCGGGCGUGGGGCGGAGAUGCGCGACGCAGCGUGUUGGUUGGGAACGGGUUCGGCGGGUUCCUGGCGGUGCCGGCGGACGAGGAGCGGCCGAAGAGCAGCGGGGGAUGGAGCAAGCGAGAUAGUCGACAGGAUCUAUGGCGGUAG